UUUCGUGCACUCUGGUUAUAAUGUUUUCAGGCUAGACUCGAGAAUGUCGGACAACGCAGAAUCUCCCACAGAAACACAAAAAGACGAAUCAUCGGUACAGAACCAACAGAAUGUCGCAGCAGAUUCUGGAGACACUGCAAAGACAGAGGAAAAGAAAAAGAUUGAUGUGCUGUUGAAGGCAGUAGGAGAUACUCCUAUAAUGAAGACUAAGAAGUGGGCAGUAGAGAGAGGGAGGACUGUUCAGUCUCUUGCUCAGUUCAUCUCACGCUUUCUUAAACUUGACCCCAACGAACAACUGUUUAUUUAUGUCAAUCAGUCAUUUGCUCCAUCACCAGAUCAGGAAGUGGGUGUCCUUUUUGAGUGUUUUGGCAGCGAUGGGAAACUUGUUCUUCAUUAUUGCAAGUCACAAGCCUGGGGAUGACCCUUCAGAGUUUCUCACACACACACACAGCAGUGUGCUUGUCAGCUUUUAUAAUGACUAAUUAUUUGUUAUUUUUCGUUAUGUACUAAAUGUAAAUAAAUUAUUAUGAAACUAUAUGUUUCUUCUUUUUUUUUUUUGGUAGAUUUCUGACUCAGGAUAUUGAGUGGUUGCUGAAGCAAGGGAUUAACAUCCAGACAUCAAAUCCCCAAAACACCUAUAGUCUGUCGUAUUAAAUCUUGUUAAUGCUCGGCUUAUUUAGAAAGCACAGCUUAUGAUUUGAGCUCUUGUGCAGUAAAAGUGCAGUCGCCUUGGCAGGGAUGCAACAGAAAAAGGGAAGGAAUGAAUGUCUGUACAAAAGAAGAAAAGACAGAUUAACAGAUUGGAGGGAUUACAAAAAGGAGGAGAUUUGUGAAGGCAUGUAGAGAAAAUGAGGGAAAGCCUGAUGAGUGUGAGAGGCUAAAGGUAUGUUGCCUGCCUGGUUGUGUGGCUGAUGGCUGUUUCUGCUUUGGUCUUCCCGGGAAAAGAGGAAACGGAGACAAAGGGUGGACUGGGAAGGGAAUGGUUCAUUCACAAUUGUUCAUUGUGUACUUGUUUCUGGAGGUAGGAAAGGAUUUUUAAAAAAUAUUUUUAAACUGUUUAGUAAGUUCCAGCAGUGUGUUUUUUUUUUUUUUUUUUUUUAAAUUCGGUUUAUUGGGAUAAAUAAUGCUUUAUGAUAGAGAUUCAGCAUGUACUGGUGGCUCACUUGACAGUAACCAACCCCAAAAAACUACAAUAAUUUCUGUUUCUGCAACUUCUGUUAAAUGUUAUAUUCAGAUGUAUUCAUUAUUUUUCUUUGAGUAAUUUCUUAAUUGAUAUUGCUAUUGAAUAAAUGCAUUUGUUAAUAA
Molecule: messenger RNA, 1305 nt
Organism: Neoarius graeffei (lesser salmon catfish)
Lineage: Eukaryota; Metazoa; Chordata; Actinopteri; Siluriformes; Ariidae
Gene: atg12
Product: ATG12 autophagy related 12 homolog (S. cerevisiae)
Exons: 4
Coding region: 44-421 (125 amino acids)
Biological process (GO): C-terminal protein lipidation; autophagy of mitochondrion; nucleophagy
Cellular component (GO): cytoplasm; Atg12-Atg5-Atg16 complex; phagophore assembly site membrane
Source: RefSeq, a predicted model, not a curated record